Molecule: messenger RNA, 1634 nt
Organism: Cyclopterus lumpus (lumpfish)
Lineage: Eukaryota; Metazoa; Chordata; Actinopteri; Perciformes; Cyclopteridae
Product: E3 ubiquitin-protein ligase TRIM47-like
Exons: 2
Coding region: 144-1634 (496 amino acids)
Molecular function (GO): zinc ion binding
Source: RefSeq, a predicted model, not a curated record
AUUCCGGAAACGAAGCGUAAGUUGGUCAGAGUGGCAGAAACACUGCAGUCGAGACAAGUCUCUGCUUUUCUCUCAGAGACGAUUCAAAGUGACGUCAUCAGGUUUUUGUCAACAACACAACGGAGUCUCUUCCAAACACUGAUAUGGCUUCAAACUUUCUGCCAUCUGAAGAUCAGUUCCUGUGCUCCGUCUGUCUGGAUGUGUUCACUGAUCCAGUCACCACACCAUGUGGACACAACUUCUGCAAGAAGUGCAUCAAUGAUUACUGGAAUACCAACAACCAGAACAUGUGUCCAAUGUGUAAAAAGGUUUUCUUCUCAAGACCUGAGCUGCUCGUCAACACCUUCAUCUCUGAGAUGGUUUCUCAGUUCAGACAGUCGGCUCAACAGAAAGCCAGCAGCAGCAGCUCAGAGCAACAAGAGUCCAAACCAGGAGAAGUUCCCUGUGACGUCUGCACUGGAACCAAACUGAAGGCCCUGAAGUCCUGCCUGGUGUGUCUGGCCUCCUACUGUGAGACUCACCUGGAGCCUCAUCUGACAAUGUCAGGCCUGAAGAGACAUCAGCUGAUUAACCCUGUGGAGAACCUGGAAGACAGGAUGUGUACGAAGCACGAUAAACCUCUGGAGCUGUUCUGUAGGACCGACCAGACGUGUGUCUGCAUGCUCUGCACUGUGUUAGACCACAAGAUGCACAAUGUUGUUCCUCUGAAGGAAGAAUAUGAAGGAAAGAAGGUCGAGCUGGAGAAGACAGAGGCUGAACUUCAGGAGAUGAUCCAGAAGAGACGACUGAAGAUUCAGGAGGUCAAACACAAAGUGGAGCUCAGUGAGGAAGAUGCAGACAGAGAGAAAGCAGAAGGUGUUCAGGUCUUCACUGAUCUGAAGGAGUCUGUUGAGAGAAAACUGAACGAGCUCAUCAAUACGAUAGAAGAGAAGCAGAGAACAACAAAGAAACAGGCUGAAGACUCCAUCAGAGAGCUGGAACAGGAAAUCUCUGAGCUGAUGAAGAGAAGCACUGAGGUGGAGAAGCUCUCCCUCUCUGAAGACCACCUCCACCUCCUCCAGAGUGUCCAGGCCAUAAACAUCCACCAUCCACCACCCACCAAGGACUGGUCUGAGGUCAGUGUUCCUCCAGCAUCAUAUGAGGGGACUGUGAGGAGAGCUGUGUCUCAGCUGGAGGAGACUCUCAGUAAAAAGAUGAAGAAGCUGGUUGUUGAAUUUGAGCUGAAGAGGGUCCAGAAGUUUGCAGUGGAUGUGACUCUUGAUCCUCAAACAGCUCAUGCUCACCUCAUCCUGUCUGCUGACGGGAAACAAGUGAAACUUGGUGAUGUGAGGAAGAAUCUCCCAAACAACCCAAAGAGAUUUUCUACUUCUCCUUCAGUCCUAGCAAAGCAGAGUUUCUCUUCAUGGUUGAGAAAUGGAAAUCAGUAUAAAGCUCUUGCUGGAAAGCGAAGCGCUGGCAAGGACUUCCAGAUUCUACUGGCAACACGCACCGCAGUGAAGGUCGCCGAGAGAGCCACUUGGGUUCACGCUUCCCACUGCAACAAGGUCCCUGCUCCUGAGCUCGAUCCAAACGAAGCACCAACACCGAGUGACGGACAGCCACCUGCUGCUUCACCUCCGAGGGAGCACCAGUAG